CCUCCUCAAUCCUCAUCCUCCCUGACGGUAAUCCUUUUCCUAAACCCUAAUCCCCCAUUUUCGUCUUUGGUAGAGCUCUGAAUUCGCUGAAAGAGUGAAUGAUUAUCGUAUUCCCCAAAUCGGCGCUCUUCUCUUCUUCAGUCUCAGUCCCAGCAUGGAAAUGGCGGCUCUCCAUUUGCCUUCGUUCUCGAUUCAGCCAUCUCCGCCAUUCCCAAAGCACCGUGUAUCUCUAAACACUACGCAGCUCAUGACCGAAUUCGUGAUGUUCCAAUGUCCGUCGAGGCGCAAUCCUCCAAAAUCUGGUUCCCUGAUGAUUAGACGCCGCUUAGUGAGAGCAGUUAGCGAUUCGGGUAGCUCGACGGAAGGAGCAGCAACUGAUUCUCCGGACGAGAACAUUGUUGUUACUAGCGAUAGCGCUAAUGAUUCUCCGCCUGAUUCUCAGGACGAGAAGGUUCUUGUUACUAGCGAGAGCGCCAAUGAUUCCCCGGAUUCCAAACCCCUCGUCUUCGUCGCCAAAUUGCAGGCGGCAAUCUCCCCUCUUUCGCCGUUCGUCUCUUCGAUGAAAAUAUAUGCUGGAAGUCAUAGCAACGUAAUCUGGUUAUCCACUGCAACUGCAUUCUUAUUGUUCGUUGCUGUGAGAGUCCACAUUGGGGUUACUCGAAAAUCGAAGCACAAUCGUCCAGGAACUGUGGCUGAUCUUGUUAGACGUGGCCAGCUGAGGUCUGAUAGAAGAGGCAUGUAUGCACAAGGCAUCUCCAGUCUGAAAUAUGAGGACCCGUUCAACAACCCUUAUGUGAAACUCGGCAAGAGCAACUCCACGGUGGAAAUGUGUGGCAAGGUUUAUAAGUUGUCCCCAGUUACACUCACCCCAGAAGAGCAAGCUAUCCAUCAGAGGAGGAGGUCGAGAGCUUAUGAGUGGAAGAGGCCGACGAUGUUCCUCAAGGAAGGCGAUUCGAUACCACCUGAUGUUGAUCCCGAUUCAGUUAGAUGGAUCCCUGCGAAUCAUCCUUUUGCGACUACUGCAAGUGAUAUUGAUGAAAGCAUGGCUCAAACUAACGUGUAUCAAAAGCAUGGUGUUCCGUUUCGUAUUAAGGCCGAGCAUGAAGCAUUGCAGCGGAAACUAGGAGCAUUGCAACAGGAUCAAAAGCUCAAUAAGUUCUUCAUCGAUAGUGGCAAUGCUAAAGAGUACGACAGAUCAUUGAAGUUACAUCCCAAGUCUAAUGAAGCCGUUGAUCAAAAUCCCUCGGGUAAUCAAGAAGGCAACUCGAGUCCCUCCAGCUCUAACAGCUCGUCGAGUUCCUUCAACAGCACUUCACCCUCUGAUGAACCGCAGAAACUAUGAGUAGCUUUUGCCAUUUACCAAUUAUGCGCUAUCCGUUUUGUUUCUUUGCAAUCCACUGUGGUCCUUCGCUAUGUGAAGCCGUGUAGCUGUCCUUUCAAUUGCUGUAGCUCACUUUUGUAUGGGAUUGUAGCUUCACUAGCUCAGUUGUAUGGAAAUGUAUAUA
Molecule: messenger RNA, 1505 nt
Organism: Linum tenue
Lineage: Eukaryota; Viridiplantae; Streptophyta; Magnoliopsida; Malpighiales; Linaceae
Source: the annotation of a GenBank genome assembly